ACCUCCUAGAAUGUCGUCGACUUUUCACGCCGCCUGAACGAAAUGGAAGGAUGCUCCUCCACAAUCUUUGCGGGGUGAGGUGGAGAAUUUCCCCGGAUUGCUACCUUGAAGCUCGGUGUUAUUGCUGAUAUGUGCCGAGCAGGGUUCAUUGAAAGAGGGUUCGAUUCGCAGGAAAAUAUUUUCGAAAGGGAUGAGCAGGUUGACAUAGUAAAACGUCUCAUUUGCCGUAAACCUCACGAUGAAGAAUCAACUCGUGUACUUGCCUUUCAUCUUUUCGUUGGUCCAGGACGUUUCGGUCGUGGCCAAGAAGACUUGUGUAGUCGAAUCUCACGGAACUAAUACGACGGAUGAUGCUCCUGCUAUCGUCGAUGCCUUCAAGGAAUGCGGGCGCGAUGGCAACGUUAUAUUCCUGCCUACUACCUAUUACAUCUCGUCGGUCAUGAAUAUUACGUGGCUUAACAAUGUCGACAUUGACAUAUAUGGGACUCUGCUGUGGAGUACGGAUAUUCAAUAUUGGUUGAAUAACUCCUUGGAUGUCGGUUACCAGAACCAGUCGACGGCGUUCAUUCUAGGCGGCGACGAAGUUCGAUUAAAUGGCCAUGGCCGGGGGACUUUCGACGGCAACGGCGACUAUUGGUACGAGUGGAUCUCUCAUCAAGAGAACACCUCCAACUAUCCCGGGAGGCCGCACGCCCUCACCUUCAACGGCCUCCGGAACUCGGUGGUGAGGGGCCUGACCUUUCUACGAAGUCAGAUGUGGACGAUGUCGCUUAUAUAUUGCGAGCACGUUAUCCUGGACAGUAUAUUCGUCAACAAUACCGGCAACGUGGUGCAGAGUUCCAAUACUGACGGGGCCGACACCAUCCGCUCCUCGCAUAUCACGUUCAACAACUGGACAGUUUACAACGGGGAUGACAGCAUCUCGCUAAAGGCGGAUAGCUAUGAUGUAAAUAUCACCAACUCCCGAUUCUACAACGGAGAAGGCAUUGCUAUGGGUAGCAUAGGACAGUAUUACGGUGUCACGGAACAUAUUAGGGGGGUCAAGGUUAAGAACAUUACCUUCGACAACACUCUCCACGCGGUAUAUUUCAAAACUUGGACCGCCGACCAGAACGGAUACCCGCCAAAUGGUGGGGGCGGAGGGUUAGGGAAUGCUUCGAGUAUGUACUUCGAUGAUCUCUUCACCACGGAAUUGCGCGGCGCCGCGUUUUCCAUAUCCCAGUGUACGCGCUUCAUGGGAGCGCCGGGCGACGGAAACUGCACGAACUCCGAAUUUGAGAUCCUGGACAUCACCGUAAAUAACAUGUCGGGCACGACGAAAUCCGACGAAGUCGCUAGCCUUCAGUGUAGCGCCGUCAAACCUUGCGUCGAUAUCGGGCUCUUCGGCGUCGAUCUAAAGUUCGACAACGGGACCUCCGCAACGGCUUACCUUUGCGGAAACGCCGAGUCGCCUCGCGGAUUCAACUGCACAGGAGAGCCGUGCGUCGGCGGGAGUGACACGGGGGGUUGCUAAAGUGAGUAUCUGUACUGAGAUCGAAACGAUCGCGUAGGUUACGAUCAAGUCACGCUAGUAUAUGAUUAGAUGAGACGGUGGACAAUCUAAGCUGAUUAUAUUUCAUACAUGGGAGGAACAUGUGAAGCUAUUGAAGUAAUUCGGUUAGAAUUCGAUACGCGAGGCCUUCGAAUGU
Messenger RNA from Annulohypoxylon truncatum, 1688 nucleotides. RefSeq names its product galacturan 1,4-alpha-galacturonidase B. Gene Ontology annotation, molecular function: polygalacturonase activity. The record is from RefSeq and is a predicted model, not a curated record. Gene Ontology annotation, biological process: carbohydrate metabolic process. The coding region runs from base 239 to 1513 and encodes 424 amino acids. Lineage: Eukaryota; Fungi; Ascomycota; Sordariomycetes; Xylariales; Hypoxylaceae. The transcript is spliced from 6 exons.